This is a messenger RNA of Hyaena hyaena (striped hyena), 2742 nucleotides long. It is a transcript of the gene EFHC2, whose product is annotated as EF-hand domain containing 2. The record is from RefSeq and is a predicted model, not a curated record. Gene Ontology annotation, cellular component: microtubule. The coding region runs from base 27 to 2336 and encodes 769 amino acids. The transcript has 15 exons. Lineage: Eukaryota; Metazoa; Chordata; Mammalia; Carnivora; Hyaenidae. Gene Ontology annotation, biological process: regulation of neuron projection development.
CCCUUAGCCCUUGGGCGCUGAGAGCCAUGGCCCUGCCGCUACUGCCUGGCAACAACUUCAACCGCAACGUGGGAAAGGAGAAGUUUCACAAAUCUCAACAUUGGGGCUUUUGCAACAAUGUUCGGAUGCUGGUGAGUGAAGAUAAACCUGGAAUUGGUGGAGAACCACUUCCUGGGCAAAAGCCGAAGCCUAAAUACAGUGAAUAUCCUAGAGGAAUGGGCAGCUCUUUGCCAUCCUGGGUCGCUUUUGAUAAGCAGGUGUUAUGUUUUGAUGCCUACGUAGAAGAUGAAGUGCCUGAUAAAAGUCAAGAAAAAUACAGAAUAAGACACUAUAAGAUCCUCUUCUACCUUGAAGAUGACACGAUUCAAGUAAAUGAACCACAGUUGAAAAAUUGCGGACUGCCUCAAGGGACUUUUAUCCGGCGUCAUCGGAUUGCUCUCCCACCUCCGGAUGAAGAUAAGUUUUAUACCGUAUAUCAUUUCAAUAUUAACAUAGACGUUGUCUUUUACGGCCGGACAUUCAGGAUUUACAAUUGCGAUACAUUCACAAAGAACUUUCUGAAGAAGAUAGGAGUCAAACUCAACCCCCCAGGGCGGUGUCCAGAAGAUCCUUACAUGAAGACCCGGAGAGAGACACUAGACCGCAUGAAACCCUUACGUCCCUAUGAGUCCUUUGACACCCUCAGACAGUUCCUGGAGUAUAACAGGAAGGUCUUACGUUUUUUCUGCGUGUGGGAUGACUCCGCCUCGAUGUUCGGCGACCGGAGAGAACUCGUUCUGCAUUACUUUCUGUGUGACGAUACCAUCGAAAUCAAAGAAGUGAUGCCACCCAACUCAGGCCGGGAUGCCACGUCGCUGUUCCUCCGGAGGAGAAAGCUCCCCAAGUUUGGCCCUCCUGGAGUCUUUCAGCCAGGUCAGAUAACAGAUCGAGCAGUUCUUAAUGUGUAUAGUGGCACGUCAGGGAAACGGGUGGAUGACUAUCUGUUGGAUAAAUACAAGGUGAGGAACCUCACGUUUUGUUGCUGUUUCCGAUGUGACUUUCCCGGCACCCGAAAAUAUAGGCUAGGAAAAGUGGACCAGGAGUUUUACAAAGACGGUGACCUGUUCAUAGGAGCCACCAUCAACGUGUGGGGAAGAAAAGUGCUUCUUUGCGACUGUGAUGAAUUCACAAAGACUUAUUACAAGACUAAAUAUGGAAUUGAGAACUUCAACUCCAUUUCAUGCAAGGCUCCGCCUCCUCUGAAAAUAAAAAGGAAAUUUCCACCUUACAACGGCUUUGGUUCUGAGGAGGACUCUCUCCGCACCUGCAUAGGCCUCAUGCCCACACCUCAUCAGAGGGACUUUAAGAAGUUCAUGGAGAAAGACAGCUAUGGCAACAUAAGCAAUAUACUCCGUUUUUUUGCAAAACUGAUCACGCACAAAUGUAUGGACUUGGACAGGAUGUUUGUUAUUUCGUACUUUCUCAGCGAUGACACAAUUUCAGUGUUUGAACCAAUAGAGAGGAAUUCAGGGUUUACCGGUGGGAUGUUCCUGAAAAGAAGCCGUGUGAAGAAGCCUGGACAAGAAGUCUUUAAAAGCGAACCCUCUGAAUACAUCAAGGCUGAGGAGCUGUAUAUCGGAGCCAGAGUGAACGUGAACGGCUACCUGUUUCAUCUACUCAACGCCGACAAGUAUACCUUACGCUACAUGGAGGAGAAUUCAGACAAGUUUCCCAUGAGCAGCAUUGAACUUGUCCUACAAAAGCUGAAAGAAGAACAGUCAAAAUCCAGAGAGGUCAAGCAGGUAUUCAGAGAUGCUGACCCUGAGUUUACAAAGACGGUGGAUUAUAAUACAUUCAGAGACAUCAUCAUGUCUCUGACCGUUGGGAAACUCACAGAACAUGAAUUUAUAACCCUUGUACGUCGCUACGGGGUGUCCGAGGACACCCGUCCUGAUAUGAACAUCCUAAUUGCACAGGCCCACGAACAACUCAGGAAAAAUACUUUUGAGAAUUUUGAAAGACUCAUUGCUACCUGCAUUUACGAAGAUCGAGAAAAAAAAAAAGUAUUACCCACCACAGACAUCAGAAGGCUGUGCAAAUCCUCCAGGUUACCUGUGACUGAUGAUCUCCUGGAAAUCAUACUGUCCGGGUUCGAAGAUGACGAAAAACAAAUAAAUUAUGAGUUAUUCUUCAAUGCGCUGAACUGGAGAAUGAAUCCAAUGCCCGAGUUGGAAGGAGUAUCGUUCACUAAAGAGAAAUGCGAAGACAAGUGGCUUGGGAUGCCAUCACCUAUUCCUGCAAAACGUGUUGACUAUUUUAGACUUUUAAAGGAGGUAUUUGGCAUAGAGGAAGAGUAACCAUAUGCCAAUUUUGGUCAACUCCCUUUGAUUUCCUGCUCUAAUUUUCCUAAGUUUAUUUCACCAUAUAUAAUUUCAUUAACAAAAAAAAAAGCAAAGCUCAUACUGAACUGAAAUCCAUAGAUCACAACUAAUUUCCUUUUGUCAUUUCCAUAUUUCAGAACAUCAUGUUAUACUGCUGACGUACCGGCAUGAUUAAAAAUGCCAUUUAAAGAAACGUCAAACAUUUUUAUUAUAUGUAUGAUUUAUUAAUAGCAAAGAAUCUUCUGGUACUUUUCUAUCAAACAUCAUUUGAUUCAUUACCACACAAAAAGAAAAUUAUUUUUGACAGCUGUACGUGACAAUAUCAAAUCAAAUUCUAUCUGAGCAGUAAGUUGUGAUUCUAUUAAACAUUUUUUGAAAUCUC